CGUGUCUGUCACCGUGUCCGUGUCUGACAGACGUCGUCCCGCCCUCCGCCGCCGUCCUCCUCCCCGCUCCCAGCAGCCAGCUUCCUUUUCCCCUCCUCACAAUAACAACAGCCGGGGAGCUAAAGAUGGCCGCCGCAACCAUGGCGGGGCUCGACGCCCACAGGAUGGAGGAGAAGAAGUUCGAGUACUUCUCCUCCAUCAACUCCAUGGCGCGGAAAAUAAUGCAGGAGCGGGAGAAGAUCAAGGCGAAGCACGGCCCGUCAUGGGAGAAGAUGACGCCGCAGGAACAAGACAGCGCCAUCGACAACGGGAUGAUGGACCCUCACAUCCGAGCCCGAUACGCUAUGCACCGAGUGGAGCGUGAAGAAGUGGUGUGUUACCCGAAACUGCUCGUUCAGACGGGGCAGAAGAUCGUCCACUUCGGGGAGGAGGAUAUCACCUGGCAGGACGAGCACUCUGCUCCCUUCUCAUGGGAAACAAAGAGCCAGUUGGAUUUCAGCUUGACGUCGGGCGCUGCAGACCAGGGCGUCUCAUUGUCGGCGGCGGACUCGAAGGCUGCAAAGGUUCCUCAUUCCAACCAGCUUGGCAAAAGUACACCGGGGACCAAGGUGUCCGUCAGCGAAGGAAGGAGGCCAGAGGAGGAGUCGUCUUUCUGGAAGAUCAGCGCUGAGCGGUCCAGGCUGGAGGGAGAGCAAGCCGACUUCCAGUCCAUAACGCCGAGCCAGAUCAAAUCCCUGGAGAAAGGAGAGAAACCGCUCCCCUCCUACCUCCGACAGGAGACUUCUGUCACCUCCAAGGAGCCUGAGGCAGCAGACCCCCACCCUCCAGCUCCAGCUCCUAACAGGUCCACCAAGCACCGAGCACCCAAACCUCCCGCUCCCAAUCCCCCGAUCGCCGCCGCUGUCAGCGCCACGCCGGCAUCCAUCUCCAUCUCACCAAACCCACCCCCGCCCGUCAGCGUGUCCUCGACGGUCGCAGGCUGGGAGCGGUCUCAGAGCACCCUGCCGUCGGCCGGCAGCACCGUGGACGAAGUGUUCUCCUCCGGCAUGAUGUCCAAGCCCUCCAGUAACCCCGUCAGUGUGGAGAGAGAGAGAGGGGAAGAAGCGUCACCCUCCAGCCCCACCUUUGCUCAGUUCAACACGAGCAGCAGCAUCCUGAAGACCGGAUUCGACUUCUUGGACAACUGGUAAACCACAGCCGGGGGAAGCAGUCAGCGCUCCGGAUGGAUCAUUCGCAUCAUCACUCUGAAGAAGGACCACACUGCCAUGACUACAGACAUCCACGUCUACAUUUAACAAACAUUACGAACACGUUAUUUUCUCCUGAUUAUCUCCUGUGGCUUGUUAAGACAUUAUCUCACCGCCUGUGUGCUGGUGUGUGCCCCCUCCUCUCCCCUCCUCUCCCCUCCUCUCCUCUCCUCUC
Larimichthys crocea (large yellow croaker) is the source of this 1422-nucleotide messenger RNA. It is a transcript of the gene cxih1orf198, whose product is annotated as chromosome XI C1orf198 homolog. Lineage: Eukaryota; Metazoa; Chordata; Actinopteri; Sciaenidae. The record is from RefSeq and is a predicted model, not a curated record. Bases 126 to 1190 code for a protein of 354 amino acids. The transcript is spliced from 6 exons.